Molecule: messenger RNA, 10137 nt
Organism: Ostrea edulis (European flat oyster)
Lineage: Eukaryota; Metazoa; Mollusca; Bivalvia; Ostreida; Ostreidae
Product: Ig-like and fibronectin type-III domain-containing protein 2
Exons: 39
Coding region: 252-5222 (1656 amino acids)
Molecular function (GO): protein binding
Source: RefSeq, a predicted model, not a curated record
AUAAACUAUUGGGACACAGAAUCUGAAUAGAUUGUGAAAUUACAAACCAUUGGCAUGUACAGAGAGGCCACGGUGCAAUGAUAACUAAAGGAGAAUUUGUGACUGAUUUUGAAUGAAACAAUUCUAUGUUUAGGACCAGACACAGGUAUUGUGUGUUUUUAGACUAAAUCAUUUGUAAACUCUGUGGUAGCAGCUUACUCGGAUAUUACUGACGAGAAAUAAGUGCCUCUGACUGAGAUGUUUAUAAGCUUAUGAAGAUGACUUUGGUCAAAGCUGUACUGUCUGUGAUAGUGGCAGGGCACCUGCUGACCGUGGUGUCUGCUGAAUUAGAAAUGCUGACAGUUAGUGAGAAUCUAAAUGUUGGGAAGAGCCAAACUGUUAUCUUACUCUGUAAGAUUAGGGAUCAGGGGCCACGAAAGGUGAUUUGGAAAAACUUGAAAGAUGGCAGCAAAAUCUCGGUGAAUUCAGAAAUUCUUUCUCAAAUCAAAAACAAGUACAUGAUCGAAAGGCCCCAAGAUUCUCAAGCUUUUACCUGGAACUUAAGGAUUUAUGAUAUUCAGAUUGAGGACCAAGCCCACUACCAAUGCAUGGUGGAGAAUACAAAUGUGUCUGUGAUUCACACUGUCACAGUAGAAGGUGCCUCUACAACACCUGCCCCACAGGAUGUCUCCUCAGACUUCAAUGUCACAAGUUGCUGUGUUGCUCAGAACAUAAGCAGUACCUGUUUACCAGUAUGCUAUCCAGCAGGUCUGCCUUCGGAUUUUGACAUGAUCACAGCAUGUGCUUUUGAUUUAGAGACGGUGGUGAAGUGUGGAACAGAUGGAAGGAACCAUGUGGGAUGUUGUAAGAGGAGGAACUUGCCAGUCCAGUGUAUGGAUUUCUGUUAUGGAACCUUGCCAACCAUUGUAGAUGACAGUCAUCUCUUCUGUCUGCAAGAGCUCAACAGCAUCCUGGCCUGCUUGGAGGAAGGACAUGUUUAUUUACCUGGGCCUCCUACAUCUGUGUCCGUUGUACAAAGAGUGUCAGAUGACAUGGCAGCCAUGCUGGUGUCCUGGAAGCGACCGGAGCAGAACCCAGAUCUGGUCACAGGAUACAAAGUUUUCUUUAAACUGACCACUGAUGUCCACUAUAGUAGUACAGACAUUCUCAGUAAAGAUCAGAUGAUGUACAGUCACAUGGGACUGCAGCUUAAUCGUCAGUACAGUGUUUAUGUGGUGGCUCUAGGGUCCCAAGGCGCCAGUCAGCCUUCCGAGACGUUCAUACUCACCAUCUUUCCAGCACAACCUAAAUCAGAAAUUGAAGCUGACAUCAGAGCUUGUUGCGAAACCAAGGGAGUGAAACCUGAUUGCUUGCCUAAAGUGUGUACAGCAGAUAUUAUGGCAAAUCCAAACCCUGUAGAAAUUCUCCGUUGUUAUGACGAUUUAAACACAGCGUUACACUGCCUUGUGGGUCAGCGAAACCACAGUGCUUGCUGUGAAAGGAAUGGCCUACCUGACAUAUGUCUGUCCAUCUGUGCUGGGCAGUCCACUGAACUGACCUUAGAUUACACGUCUUGUGUCAUCAGAAUGCCUGUCAUUGAUGCUUGUGUUCAGGAGGGAAGAGCUACGAUCCCAGGUCCCCCAGUCAACAUUACAGUUCUCCCCGGGGUUACUGAGGCAGUGAUUUCUUGGAAUAACACCGGGGCAAACGCCACAGAUUACACACUGCGGUAUAGGGUGUUGGGACUGAAGGAAAUGGACUAUGUAAAGGUAACAGUGUCGGAGCCUCCCAUACUUAUAAAUGAUCUGUACCCAGGAACACACUAUGAAAUCCAAAUGGCAGCUUCCAAUGAAAAUGGUUCCAGUCUACUGUCAGCAAAAGUAGUUUUCUUAACAUAUGAGACUGAAAUUUCGACACCAGCCCCUACUCAGCCAGGUGAACUCCAUAACCUGACAGCUUGCUGUUCGGAUAAGAUGGUGACGAAUAAUUGUAUGGCUCUGUGUUCAUUUGAUGUGAUGACCUCUGGUUCCCUGGACUUGAACUUGGCCCUGCAAUGCAUAAAUGAGCUUGGAGAUAUCCUGUCUUGUGCCUCAGAUGGACGGGAUCACACAGUUUGCUGUAGGGAAGCCCUUGUUCCUGAUAUUUGUGACAACAUCUGUCGAUUCUCUUCACACAAUGAAUUGACUUCAGACCUCAUUACUUGUGCUGGGUAUACAGAUACCAUUGCUAACUGCUACAGAGAGGGUCUGGGUACUCUACCCCGACAACCACAAAACUUUACCAUGGUGGAUUACACCUCGCACGCUGUAUAUCUCUCCUGGCAACAGCCGGAAGCCACCAGCACUCGGAUAGAAAGUUACUUGGUCACCUACCACAUGACAGACGAGGCAAACUCGGAACAAUGGAAAACUAUGUCCACAAAAAAUCUAGAAGUGAUAGUAAAUAACUUAGAGCCCAGUACUGCUUAUUACUUCAAAGUGGUAUCUGUCAAUGAGAAUGGAACAAGUGCCCCUACCCCAGAACUCCGAGUUGUCACCAGACCCUUUGAUAAUGACACGAUAACAGCUAACUGUAAUUUCACUGUGAAGAACAACACAGAUAUCCGGUCGAGGAUAGUUUUACAGAGCCUGUCAGGGACUGUGGAUGAUUGUAAAUUUUACUGUGAUAAUCCUGAGUGUCAGGGUUUUACUUACUCCAGACAGGGGCAAGCCUGUACACUCUAUAUAGGCAGAUCACUGCUCCAGUCCUAUCCCAGACCGGGUUUCGAUUUCUACAACCACACCUGUCCUCGCUCUCCCAGUAUUACACCACCUGGAAAUUGGAGCGUGCAAUAUCAGAACCGAUCAGAUUGCUGCCAUGGGAUCAACAUCUCCUCUAACUGUUUGGAUGCCUGUCUUACUGGGGACUUCCAGAGUGUGUACAAGUGUGAGACUGACUACAACAAGAUACUGACCUGUGCUUCAGAUGGGCGUGACCACACCCCAUGCUGUCGGCGUACAGGUGUUCCGGAUAUCUGCCUGCCGUACUGCAGGGGACAACUGUUGCCUACCACUGGCAUUAACUCCCUUUGUCUGACCUACAGUCCCCUCUAUAUGCGGUGCUUCCUUAAUGGAACGAAAUAUCUUCCCACCCCACCAAAGUUUGUGACCGUGAAACCACUGAAUGGUACUACUAUGGUGGUUUACUGGGCUUCACCAGAUGAGAACUGUGACCAGGCCAGCAUGUGUCACUAUCUAGUGUUCCUCAAUAAGACAACGCAAGAGAGACAGCAGAUCAGGGCCAGAGAAACCAAGGUUUUGUUGAACAGAUUGUCCCCAGAGACAGCUUACACUGUGUCUCUGCAGGCUAUCAAUCAAUAUGGCAGCAGUAUCUCAAGCCCAACUAUUAGAUUUGUCACCCCACCAUUAGCUUCCAAUGUUGAUAUAUCAGUAUCACAAACACCUGCAUAUCCGCCCCCACAGAGCGGCCAAGUGGAACUGUUCUGUAAUGUGUACUCUGCUGACAGAACUUUCCCAUUCAUAUACUGGGUGCACCACAACAAAAUCAUUUCAAAAGGGAGACAAUUCAAGAUAUUUCAACUGAGUGAGAGAAACGAGGGAAACUACACAUGUAGUGUCAAGGAUGACCGGGGAAUCACCACAAACUACACACACUACCUCAGGAUCAUGUAUAAACCCAAGGCUGUGAAUCUCGUUGAUAAGAAGUACUUACCAAACCAGAUGCAGGUAGCCAAUCUACAGUGUGACUUUCUAGGAUAUCCCACAGAAAUUCACUGGUACAAAGGGGAGGAUCAGAGUCCCAUCACCGACUUUAAAGAUUAUUUUCAUGCGGCGGAAACAUUGAUUUCUUAUCCAACAUUCCAACGAUCCAUUCUGUCUUUGUACUAUGUUGUAGACAAGGCAUUUGAUCGCUACACAUGCACCGGUUCUAAUAAAUUUGGACAAGGAUCAGGAAUUGUACAACUAAAGAAUGACCUUCCGAAACCUCCAUCAACACUGCCACCCUCAACACCAAACAGAAAUGUCUCUGCAUGCUGUGCAGCCUAUGAAAUGCCAAAGGUCUGUCAAGAAUUGUGUGCAUUUGAUGUGAACAUGGAGGAAAUUGCUGCUCAACCUGACAAGUAUGGUCUAUGUCUGGCCUACCUGGAGAUCUACACAACCUGUGCAUCUGAUGGUAAAAAUCAUUCUAAAUGCUGUCGGGAAAAGGGUGUAAACCCCUUCUGCAUCCGAUUCUGUGAAGGUUUUGUUCCUGAUGACAAGGACUCCAUUUACAUGAUGAACUGUGUGACGGACAACAAAUUGAUGUUGCAAUGUGUACAGGAAAAUACAGAAUUCCUUCCAAGUCCUCCAACAGUCAGAGCUCUACAAAACAAUGAUGUCCUUGAAGUGAGCUGGGACAAGCCUAAGGAUAACUCACACAGAGUGGAACAUUACGAGCUGUUCUGGCUGGGUAGUGACAAUCCCUCUUCUCCACAGCAACUCUCCUUGGCUAGGAAUAUAACUGACCACAAAAUAAAGAAAAUAAAGGAGGGUGCAGUUUACAGUAUCUGGAUUAUUGCUGUGAAUCAGAAGGGUUCCAGCCAGCCAAGUAAUAAACAGAAUAUCACUGUUAAAAAUUUGAGACCAUCCAAGCCUACUAGGCUUCAGGUGACAGAUGUGAACGGAGAAAGUAUGACGCUGAAAUGGGACCCGCCGGAGAACCACGCGGUUGUGAACAGUUACACUAUCAAGUUCAGGGAAGCCACCUCUAAUGAAGCGUACCAACAGAUUACUGUCCCUGGUUCUUUGAGAGAAUUCGUGGUUAAGAAUUUACAGCCCACCACAUUGUAUGACUUUCAAUUAAUUGCUAAUGGUCCUAAUGGAGUCAGUGACACUGCAGGCCUCAAAUCAUUGAACUCAGGACCGAGCACAAGUGGCAAAAAGUACCAACGUCGGGAUAGUUCUGCUGUGCCACUGGGCAUUGGUCUGACGGUGGUAGUCUUGCUGCUGGCUGGGGGUCUAGUAGCCGUUUACCUCUACUGCAGGAGGAAAAAGAAAAUGAGUUAUGGGGAAACUGUCUCAUUUGAAAAUCCACAAUAUGGUAGCCGAGUUCAGAUAUCUGGACUACCAAACAGUAAUUAUGACUCCACCAGUGACGAAGGGUUCGGGUAUGCCCCACUGCGAGAGGACCAUGAUGUUGAACACAGACCCACCGACAAAUCAAACCUACGUGACGAAGCCACCAUAGAUGUAACCAUAACAUAGUCUCAACUGAACCGAGAAAUAGACCUCCACACCCUGCCACAGUUCAUUCAGUUUAAGGAGAGCUGACAGAUUAUAAAUGGGUUGUUGCAAUAUAUUAAAGUCCCAUUUUUAUAAAUGCUCACCCACUUACUUUAAUUGAAUUUCGACAACUUGAGCUGUAAUGAAACCUAGAUGUAAAUUCUAUUUUUGCAUUGGUAUGAAAUGCAUUUUCAAAAGAUAAUUUGGGCUAUUUUUCAUUUAUAAUGCAUGUAUGUAAAUCAGAAUUGUAUAAUCUCAGAAGAGACAAAAGUCGUGAAACUGAAUAUCCGUCCCAGAGUUCAAAAGCCAAACAUGCAUGCAGUAGACUUCUGUUCUUGGGUUCAGUGUAACGAUGCUUUGUUAGUAAACUUUCGUUUUAGCAUUUAAGGACAUGCGGGAUGAUGUGGCCAAAAAUAACUAGUCAAUGAAUAUUUUUUCUUUUUUUCAUGCUUAAACAUAACCAUAUAAUAAGAAAUUGGGAAAAUUCUUCGUGCCUGUUUUGGAAUACAUUGUUAGAAACUAUAUUUGUUUUGAACCUAUCGAAAUAUUUCGAAUUUUCAUGAUUAUGGAACAAAAAUUGAGUUAAUAAAAUCAAAUUUAAAUUUUUUUUUUUUUUAAAUAUAAAUGUAUAUAUUAAACAUGGCUUCGGAAGAAACCUCUAGUGUAGCUCUACAAUUCGUCUUCUUUCAAACCACGGGUUAGAUCUAGUUAACGUCAAUAUGAGCUACUACUUCUACUUCCUUUACAAGAUCAACAGCAUUUCCGCGGCCAUGGUAGCUAGUGUCACUUGACUCAAUCGACUCCAUCCUAUUUUUCAAGGAAUUUAUGUGUCACACAUGUUGUGACUUUACACCUUUUUUCUUUUUCACACAUCUGCUUCUCGCAUACAUUCCGACGUUUGUCAUAUUUUUUACAUUUUUACAUUAGUUACCAUUUCCGCAGCAGUGUUUUCGUAAAAAAUAAUUUGGAAUAUGAAAUAGUUUAAGAGAUAAAGCGUACCGGGCUUAUAUUUACAUGAAAAUGCUUGCGAAAAUUAAACAUUCCUAGUAUUUGAUCAAAAGUAACGAUUGUCGUCAUAAGGGGGGGGGGGGUAUUUUUCGCAAACAAGGGUCGAUUAAAAUUUUAAUCACCUGAAUAGUUUGUACGUUUCCCACGCAAGAUUCGGAGAAAUGUGUGUCCAGUUCUAGUUUCAUACUACUAUAGUAAAUAUCAACAAAUGAUCAUCAUUUUACACUUGCACUGAGUCAUUGUUUAUAGACAAUUGACUUUCUCUUUGUGAAUGCCUAGAGCAUGUAGGAGCGAUUUUGGUGACUUGUAGGCUAAACUAUCAAAAUUACUGUGGCGCAUACUAUAUACAUGUAAUAUAUGCAAUGUAUAUGAAAAGGAGACUUAUAAACACUAUGAAAUAAAAUAAAAAUUAUCAUUUGACAAGAAUUCAAUCAACAGAUUUACACAUACUCUUGACAGCGGUAGCAAAUUACGACAAAAUAUGAUGACAUUUUCCCCGCGAUACAACGUCGUAACAUACUUUUUUUAUUAUGACGUCAUAUAGUGUGUCUGUACAGCAUUGUGAUUUUUCUCGGGAAGCUUAACUACGCUGUGUCCGGUUCUAAAUUUAUAAUGAAUUCGCAGCCAUCACGUGAUCAUUGUCCUGCAUAUCCUUAACUGUACAUAGCAUGUUUUGUGAAGCUGUUGUAAAUGUUUACAUAUUUCAUUCCUUGAGGUUUUAUGAUACCACUCUAACUGUAAGUUUAUAUUACAAACAUUUAUGCAGCUUAGGUAGCCCAUAUUUAGAAACUCUUGGUGAAUCAGUUUCAAUUGUUCAAACCUUCAAAUGUAGUCAUUACCAAGAAUAGGAUAUAGAGGUUAUGGAUUAAUGACUGUCAGAAAACAGGGAGCACAAGGUCAGUCACAAAACUUAGUAAGAUAUUGAAACGGUCCUCAAUACGCUAAGAUUCAUUGUGACGUGUAUUUUAUAUUUUUAUCUACUUGCUACUUUUUAAGGAAAUGUUAAUUUUUUGGACCUAUCAUUAGGUAGCCAAUCUGUGACGUCUCAAAUUUAGUGUUAAUGUUACAAGCAAGAGGAUUCUGGGUAAUUUAUUACAAACUACAAUGGGGGAUUAUCUGAUUUUCUUUUUGUGUAGGUUUGUAACACCCACCCACCCACCCUCUCCAUACCCCAGCACAUGACUGGUUGUGAGAACAAUAUUUUAGGGGGUAUUUAGCUGAGGUUCAGUGUACAGCUGUGUUGUUGGUUGUGAUUAUUGAUAUUACUACAUUUGUGAUACAUCUCAUAGUGAUUUAUUUUUUUGAGGAAUAUUUUAUUUUAAAUUUUUCAGGGGUGUAAUUUUAUACUUUGAUGUGCAACCAGAUUGAUUCAUUUACUAUUUUUUGUGGUAUUUCCAUUCAUAAGGCCUAGUAUAUAUCUAGUUUUAACAAUAUCAUCUCAUGGGACCAUAUAUUGAAAACAUUAUCUUUAGAUAAUGUGUAAGGUAAUGGAUGGUUGUUUUUUUUCUGGGCAUUUAAGAAUAAGUUAUUUGUGGCUUUUGUGCUUUUUAUUCAUCUUAUAUCCCCCAACCUGACAUCUUUAGAUAUAAUUGCAAAAUAAAUAGGUAUUGAUCAUAGUUAAUUUCUAACACUCUUACGAACUUUUAUUGAUCUGUCUGAAGAUACUGGGUAUAUCACUCACAAGAUUUGAGGUUCAAAGUUGGUAAAUAAUAUUUUAUAUUUUGUGGGCCCACAUUGAAGAUGCAGGAGUUCUGUAGUGAUUUUUCAAUGUCUGUCUAACGGUCUGUAAGCACUGUGACAUGAGUUGUACACUUCAACCAACAGACUACCAACUUCACAUUCGGUGCUUUUAUAUAUUAUAUUAUAAAGUGGAAAAUUGCCAGAGAUGAACACCUUUCAUCUGAGAAGUUUUGUUUUGCCCGCAGACUUGGAUAGAUCAAGGUUGAAUAGUUUCAUGUGUCGAGUCAAAAGUCAUGGUUACAAAAGCACUUCUCUUUUUGUUUGACGAUUUUUGAUCCUGCAGUACAUUUAUCACUAACCCAUAUCAUUCAUAGGUUGUAAAACAAAGUUGUGUAAUAAAAAGGGACAUAUAUAUUUCUAUCUAUAUCUAUGUAUGAAUUAUCAAUAUUCUGCAAUAUUUAUAAAAGUAGAAUUUAUCAACCAAGUUAAAUAAUAUUUGUUCGUGGUGAGUGUUUAUAUGAUGAGUAAAUGAUCAUAGUAGAGUGAAAUUUGAUGUAAUCUUUCAAUACACAUUUAGUGCAAUUCAUGUCCAUUGUCCGUGCAAACUCAAAUCAAAUGUAGAGAUAUUUGAUAAAUGUAUAUAUGAUAUGUACUGGCAUCCAAUGACAACAAUUUUAUAAUAUUUUUACUAGUAGUCUCAAGUUUCAGCAAAGAAUUUGAGCUCCAUUGUGUUUACUUAAUGGGGAAUAUUCCCCUUAUACCCCACCCACCUCUCCUGUUGUACUCGUGUAAAGAAUCUCAGUUUGUAACAUUUGUUAUUAUUUAUGCAGUGUAUUUAUAAGGAAGCAUUUUAUGACAGGAUUUGUUUUUUCCACAGAUCCUUUUUAGAUACUUUUGCAGCUGGUUUUUUUAUGUAUCUUUUUUGUUACAUAGGGUACUGCUUGCUCAACAGAAUUAUUUUAUAUUAAUUGCAGAUUACCAUCAAUUCUAAGUUUGAGUAAUUUUCUUCCUCACCGAAAACUAAAUAAUGGAAUUCGGAUCAAAUGUAUGAUCUAUCUAUUCUAUUUGGUGAAUUUAACAGUCCCUAGUUAUUCGCUGUUCAUCAUGUUCUUAUAUAUUGUCUUCAUUGCCUGUGUGGUUUCGUGUUCAGAAUGAAAUGCUAAGCUACACGGAUACUGUAAAUGCUGGUCAAUAGAAAGUAUAUACAUUUCCAAUGUUUUUUGCCUUUGAUAUGUUAUAGAUUGUGAUGAUGGCUAUUGCAGCUGUGAACAAUGUGCAUGUUAAUCUUGAUAAGUAUAGUACAUGUGCGUCCAUUUUAACUGCUGGUCAUUCCAACAGAAAUGAAGGUAAAAUGUAAAAAUUAGAAAAUAUUUUUUUAACAUCAUGAGGGUUUGAACUGCACCACUUUCACGUCGGCAUACUUUUGAUGAAGUGCAAACAGCCUUCAUGAAGAAUACCGGCAUAAAACGUCCUAGUUCAUACCCUCAUGCAUUUUAAGAAAUGAAAUUUAUUUCUCAAGUAAAACAGUGUUAAGAUCCAUGCACAGGGGCGAAGUCUGUUGUGAUACUGUACCAUAAAUAUCUAUAUUUAUGAUAUCGCAGAGCUCGGGUCCAAAACGGGCUUAGCUCCUCUGGAUCCCUGUACACGAAAUUAUUUUAGGGUAUUUAAACCUUAGCACAAUAGAAACUGAUGAUGCAUUGAUUAGUGUGGCCAUGAAUUAGUGAUUCUGUUGUGUGUGUAUGAUGGAUAACUGGAGAAUUUUGCAGUUUAGUUCAACCGUAAAUUGCAACAUAGAACACUGUGCUUGUUGCAGUGUCAAAGGGGCUUAAAUAUAAAUCCCACUAAAAUCAGUGCACAUGUAGUACUCGUGAGGGAAAAAUAAUAUGGCGAUCACUAGCUUUGGAAACACGCAUUAGUAUAUGACUGAUGAUUAUAUACAUUAUUUGUGAAUCAUUCAAAACUUCAUGUUAGAAAUAUUCCUUGAAUAUGAAAAUUGUUUUUUACUCCACACUUGUAGUUCUAUAGCUUCGCCAAACAUUCCAGAACAGAUGAGCUCUUGGAUAUUUCUUCUUUUAUAUAUACCAGAGAUCUGAACAGGUGUUACUGUGUUUUGUUAUGUGUAAUCCUGUGAAUCACCAUCUUUGCUUGUGUUUAUCAAUAUUUUAUCUAGUGUUUUGAAUGUUCAUUGAAUAAAAGAAACACAAUCUGA